UAGGGCAUUUAGGGUUUUUUCUUUUUUUUCAUAGGGCAUUUAGGGUUCUGUCCACGAUUUAUGAACACAUUUGUUUAGGAGCAUGGGUUUACUUGGGGUCCAAACCAACUGGGGCCCAUAAAGACUGCUCAUUUUCGCAAAAAACCCUUACAAAACCCUCCCCCCCCCCCCCCCCCCCUCUCUCUCUCUCUGAAUAAAAGUAGAUCAUCAAUGUCUGCGAUAGUUCGAUCUAGGGUUUUCUCUACCAUUUUGAAGAAAAAUCGACGUUUUUCAUCGAACAUCGUUAAAGAUCCUGCCAAAGAACCAAUAACUUCCGCUUCAUCUAUCCUCAACAAUCAACCUCCACCACCUCACACUCCUCCUCCUCCGCCGCCUCCGCUUCCGCCUCCGCCUCCACCAGCAGCAGCGGAAAUCGGAACAGAGAAGAAGGGAUGGAGUUUUCUCAAGUACGGGCUCAUUGCAGCUCUCACCGGCGGUGUUGCGUCUACUGGUUACGCCACCUACGCUUAUACUUUGGAUGAGGUGGAUGAGAAGACAAAGACGUUGCGUGCAUCUGCAAAUUAUACCAUAGGGGAUGGUGCAUCUGCUCUUGAUAAAUUUCAAGGUUCGCUCUAUUCUGCUGCAAUGACAGUGCCUGCUAAGUCAGUUGAACUUUACUUAGAUUUGAGGAGGUCGAUUGAGGAGCAUGUUCGAGGUUUUACGGAACCAACCUCAGAUAAGCUCCUUCCUGAUUUGCACCCCAUGGAGCAGCAUGUGUUUACACUUGUGUUAGAUGUCAACGAGACACUAUUAUACUCUGAUUGGAAGCGUGAUAGAGGCUGGCGAACAUUCAAAAGGCCUGGAGUUGAUGCCUUUUUGGAACAUCUGGCUCAGUUUUAUGAAAUUAUAGUGUAUUCAGACCUGCCGAGUAUGUAUGUUGAUCCUGUUGUUGACAGGUUGGAUUCGAAGCAAUGUAUAAGAUAUAGGCUAUCGAGGAGUGCAACUAGAUAUCAAGACGGGAAGCAUUAUAGAGAUCUUUCAAAGCUGAAUAGAGACCCUUCAAGGAUUCUUUACGUGAGUGGUCAUGCACUUGAAAGUAGCCUUCAGCCAGAGAACAAUGUACCAAUUAAGCCGUGGAAGGUUGAAGAAGAUGAUACAGCACUGUUGGAUCUUAUCCCGUUUCUUGAAUAUGUUGCUAUACAUAGACCAGCUGAUAUCCGUCCUGUACUAGCCUCUUAUCAAGGGCGUGAUAUUGGUAAAGAGUUCAUUGAGCGUUCCAAAGAGCUCCAGAGGCGGAAGCAAGGGCAAAAGCCACAAGGCCGUUUUUGGAGACAUUGAGGUCAGAGUUUCGGUGGAUUAGUUGUCAGGAACUAUAUAGGAUUUAGUCCCAUUAUGGUGAAAGAAACAGAUGAAUUGGAGAACUGCCGAAUUAUAAACAAUUUUUUUGUAUAGGCUGAUUUUUGUUUGAGGGAGAAAUCUAUUAGUCUAAUGACACAUCCCUAGUUUUUCAUUACCUUCAAUUUAUGGCUAUGUAUGUCGGCAUGAAAAGUGGUUAACUAGAGAUGUUAUUUGAAAUCAGGAAGAUUGGACGGUGUCGAUCGUAUGUUUUUGUCAAUCUUGCUUUUUUCUGUCUUA
Cornus florida is the source of this 1614-nucleotide messenger RNA. RefSeq names its product mitochondrial import inner membrane translocase subunit TIM50-like. Bases 211 to 1317 code for a protein of 368 amino acids. NCBI's taxonomy places the organism in Eukaryota, Viridiplantae, Streptophyta, Magnoliopsida, Cornales, Cornaceae. Gene Ontology annotation, molecular function: phosphoprotein phosphatase activity. The record is from RefSeq and is a predicted model, not a curated record. The transcript is spliced from 10 exons.